AUGGCCAAAGUCGACGACACAUCGGAGCCCCAGUCGGCGUCGUACAGCACCUGGUCCGGUCCCCCAGGCCGGAUCAACGUCUUGACCCGCCAGGGCGUGGCCCUCCCCAUGAUCGCCCUCCUCUAUACGGCCUCGACCCCGUUCACGCCCUUCGUCUGGCUGCUCAACCUCGACGGCAGCUCCCUCUUCGACCGCCUCUUCGCCGGCAUCGCCAUGCUGGGCGCCUGCUACUUCCAGUGGCACAUCGCCAGCAUCACGCGGCCCCUCGCCAUCGCCCUCCCGGGACCGUCAGGCACGACUGUCCGCAACGGCCGCGUCGAGAGGAGCGCGCCCGUGGGCUUCGUCUGGCACCCGAGCAACUACUGGCCCUACGUCGUCUGCGAGGCCAUGCUCCUCGCCGCGGCCGAGUUCGGGCCCAGCGAGCUGCUGAGGAGGACCGUCGUCUGCGGCGUCGUGGCUGGGCUCUGGCUCAUUGGCUUCAACGCUACCCCCGAGUCUACGAAGCGCUGGGCGUAUGAACAGAUCAAGGCUUGGAUGUUCUGGAUGGUUCUGAGUGAGAUGAUUGGUAUUGGGGCGAGGAGCUCCGGCGCACGCCGUCGCAGAUAUUGA
Messenger RNA from Clonostachys rhizophaga, 609 nucleotides. The record is from the annotation of a GenBank genome assembly. Lineage: Eukaryota; Fungi; Ascomycota; Sordariomycetes; Hypocreales; Bionectriaceae.